This is a messenger RNA of Carassius auratus (goldfish), 895 nucleotides long. Its product is annotated as sodium/potassium-transporting ATPase subunit alpha-3-like. The record is from RefSeq and is a predicted model, not a curated record. Gene Ontology annotation, molecular function: P-type sodium:potassium-exchanging transporter activity. The transcript is spliced from 5 exons. Gene Ontology annotation, biological process: sodium ion export across plasma membrane; intracellular sodium ion homeostasis; proton transmembrane transport. Bases 353 to 895 code for a protein of 180 amino acids. NCBI's taxonomy places the organism in Eukaryota, Metazoa, Chordata, Actinopteri, Cypriniformes, Cyprinidae. Gene Ontology annotation, cellular component: plasma membrane.
GAGGCAGAGUAAGCGCGUCGGUUCUUCAUCUCACCGGCAUCAUUCUCAGCCAGAGACGCUUCAUAAUCCUCUCCUCUGCAUAUGCUCCUCUAUCAUUAAAUCAGAGGCUGCCGCGUGUGCUUUUAGAAACCCAUGCUGCUUGGGCCAUUCUUUUAGUUUUUUCUUCAUCUAGACCCCCUGUAAUACAUUACUAUGCAUGCUGUCUUCAAGAAUAUACAGAUAUAAUUUAUAGACAGAGUCGUUCAAACGCUGCCCGUCGGUAUACGUUCAAGACCUUAAUUUUUCUUCUGUCCCGCUUGGCUGAAACCAAACGUAGUUUGACUGACUGAACAAAGCGGCGGACGGCUCCAAAAUGGGGUAUGGACGGUCGGACAGCUACCGCGUGGCGACCACGCAGGAAAAAGAUGAGAAGGAGUCUCCUAAAAAGGGAAAGGGAGGGAAAGACCUGGAUGACCUGAAGAAGGAAGUACCGCUUACAGAGCAUAAGAUGUCAAUUGAAGAAGUAUGCCGAAAAUACAGCACUGACAUUGUACAGGGUCUGACUAAUGCCAAGGCGGCGGAGUACCUCGCUCGGGACGGUCCCAACGCUCUCACCCCGCCCCCCACCACCCCGGAGUGGGUCAAAUUCUGCCGUCAGCUCUUCGGAGGAUUCUCCAUCCUGCUGUGGAUCGGAGCCAUCCUCUGCUUCCUGGCCUACGCCAUCCAGGCCGCCACGGAGGACGACCCUGCCAAUGACAAUCACGAGUCUGUCUGCGCUGCGGUCCGUUCUCUCUCUGCAGGACGUGUGAAAGACCUACUUCCUCUCCAGGCAGGAAGCAGCAGCGUGGGUCAGCCUCGGCGGGAGUUUUGCUCUCUGACGUCAGAGUCCUGGCAGCUCGGCAGAAACCCGGCCUGA